Calliphora vicina (urban bluebottle blowfly) is the source of this 1931-nucleotide messenger RNA. RefSeq names its product D1 chromosomal protein (gene D1). The record is from RefSeq and is a predicted model, not a curated record. Gene Ontology annotation, molecular function: DNA binding. Lineage: Eukaryota; Metazoa; Arthropoda; Insecta; Diptera; Calliphoridae. Bases 340 to 1257 code for a protein of 305 amino acids. The transcript is spliced from 3 exons.
GCUGUGCAUAAAAUUAACAAGCAUUGUAGAAAAGUAAAGAACAAAAAUAUUAAUAAAAAGGUAUCGACGCCGUGAAGAGCACCCGAACCAACGACAUUUAAAUUGAUUUAUAUUUGUGUAAAAAGUGUGUAAAAUAAUAAAUUCAAUACAAUUAUUUAAAGGAAAAUACUUGACAAGGAAAAAUUCUGUAUAAAGCGAAAGGUGGGAAAAACGGCAGCAAAGCGCGUAAAACAAAAAUUUCUUCUAACGAUUCGACAGGAAGCCACAAACACAAUUAAUAAAAAAUAUUAAUUGCGUUUUUAAUUGAACAAGAGUAAAAAGAAAGACAAACGUUGGAAAAUGGAGGAUAAAGCGGAAGAAGUUAUGGCAUUAAGCGAUGAGGGUGAUGCGGGAGAUGCGGGAGACUGUGAUGGUACAGUUUCACCCACCCCUGUAACUGUACCUAAAAAACGCGGUCGUCCCUCUAAUGCAGAGAAACCAAAGAAAGCCCCCCCUAGCGGACGUGGUAGAGGAAGACCCGCUAAAGGAGCUGAUAAAAAGCCGGCUAAAGCAGAUGCUAGCGAUGAAGAGGCCUCUGCUAGCGAUGGCGACAGUACAUUGCCCAAUGGUGAUGCUGAAGAUGUUUCUCCGGGACGUGGACGUCAACCUAAGGACAAACGUAAAUUAACUCAUACGAUUGAAGCCACUGGCAAAGGACGUGGACGGCCAAAGAAAACUAAAGUCGAUGUGGUAGACGAUGAGGUCGAAGGUGCCGAUGAUAAUGAAGAUGGAGCAAACAGCGAUAAUAAACCGGUCAAAAAGGCCACUGAAAAGACCCCAAAAAAAGGACGUGGUCGUCCUAAAAAAGUACAGAACAGUGAUGAUGAGAGUUCUGAUGACAAAAUGGAAGAUGAUGAGGAGAGGCGUACAGUUGGUCGUCCACCAUCCGGUGGUGUCAAUCUUAAUAUUGUUCGCACUGGACGGGGUCAAGGACGUCCUAAAAAGGACGUGGCCGCUAGAAGGGCUGCUGAUGCUGAAAAUGGUGGUGGCGAUACAUCAAAAAAACGUGGACGACCAUCAACAUCUGGUAAGGUAUAUGUACCUACUGGAAAACCACGAGGCCGCCCUAAAUUGGCCGUUCAAGAGGACAAAGAUUCACAAGAAGAUGAAGACGCCGAUGAUGUAGAUGAAAACCCCUCUGAAAAAGCUGAGGAAAAUUCAGCUGACGAUGUUGAGGAAGAAGAUAAAAAUAUGAGUGACACUGAAGAUGGUAUUUAAAUUAACAAAAAUCCCAACAAAUGAUUACCAACAUUCAAAUUACAACUUUAAGAGGAACAAAUUCAACUUAUACAUACAUAUUUGGUGAACCUUAAAUAGGCAUGUUAAAAAAAAUUUUUUGAAUAAUGAUAUUCAAAAUCAUUUAAGCAAAACAACACAAAAGAAAAAAAUACAUUAUUUAUAAAUGAUGCAAAAUUAAGUUUCAGUAAAUAUUACAUAAUAUUUUUGAUGUAUUAUAUAAUUGCAAUUAUUUUAUAUUAUAUAAUUUAUUUAAAAGUUUUUUUUCUUCGAUUUUGCCGACUUUCAAAAAAAUUCAUUACAUUUCAUAAGUAACGUAGUGCUAUAUUCCAUUUUAUUAUACUUAUUACAUUUUUUUUUUUUUAAUUCAAAAAGUAUAAUAAAUAUGUAUGUUUAAUUUAAAUUAUCGGACACUUAUUUUUCUUUGUGUCGUCUUUAAUUUAAAUAUUUACCAUGUUAUGAACAUUAUAAUAAAUUAUUUUACAAAAGAAAACCUAAAUAUUUAACAUAGAAUUAAAAAAAAGAAGAAAAUUAAUCAUCAAAUUCCCACUUCCCUUUACAUGUAGUUUGUAUAACUUUUAUUUAAAUAUUAAUCGUAAAGUAUUUUUCAACACAAGUAUAGAAAUAAAUAAAAUCCAGUCUUUAAACAAAGUAAA